CAUAUCAUCUCGUUGAUUAUUCCUCAGAACAAACCCGUGUUCACACUGUACGAUGGCAUACUCAACACCUACGAAACCUACAUCGGUCGGGUGACGUUGUUGAGCAACGAUCUUGUUUACGGAAAGGCAUCGCUGAACCUGACGUCCAUACGGGAAAGUGACAACGGCUGGUACGAGUGUAAGGUCAUUCCGAACAGGGUACCGAACAAGCGCAACAAUGGAACCUGGUUCCACAUUUCGGUGUUGGGUGGUACAUUGCUCAAUCCACCGGUGAAUUCGACUGUUCUGGAAGGCGAUCCAGCAUUCUUCCACUGUACGGCUCAGAACCCGGAGACGAUGUUCGUCGAGUGGUACAAAGAUGGCGUUCCUCUGCUGGAGAUGUACGACUUAAACAGAUCGACCUUCGGACCAGACGGAAGCCUUACCAUUCUUCCGACCCAGAUGAGCGAUUUGGGAUACUACACGUGUUUAGUACGCAAUAAAGCAAAUGACACGCAGGAUGCGAGUGCCUUCUUGAAUGUUCAAUAUGCAGCGAAGGUGAUAUUUGCUCCAAAGGAAGUUUAUCUGCCAUUUGGGCAGCCUGCCGUGCUGGAUUGCCACUUCAGAUCCAAUCCACCGUUAACGAAUCUUCGAUGGGAGAAGGAUGGUUUUCUUUUCGAUCCGUACAACGUCCAGGGUGUGUUCUACAAACGCAACGGAAGCAUUUAUUUCGAGAAAGUGGAUGACUCACAUGCAGGGCGCUACUCGUGCACUCCCUAUAAUGAUUUAGGAACUGAUGGAUCCUCUCCGAUGAUCAACGUUAUUGUGCAGAAACCCCCGCAAUUCAUCUUGAAACCCAAGAUUCUGUAUGACAAGAUCGGAGGAACGGUGGAGAUGCAUUGCGAUGCACGUGAUCAAGACGGUUCACAUACUCCACAAAUAAGUUGGAUUAAGAGAGAUGGAAGCCUACUUCCCCAUGGGCGUUACCAGCUGAACGGAGCUAAUCUAACAAUUGAAGACAUCACUGAGUCGGAUCGAGGCAUCUACGCUUGUCAGGCGACAAACGAAGCGGCGACCAUUUCGGCUGACGCCGAGAUCAUGAUCGAGAAUGUGUCCCCAAGAGCUCCGUACAAUCUGACUGGAAACAGCUCCGAUACUGCGAUCACCUUACGAUGGGCUCCCGGCUACAUUCGACAAUAUCUGGAGUACAUCAUCUGGUACCGGUUAGCGGAAGCGCAAGAAUGGAGGACGUUCAAAGUGAACAACAAGCAUAUUCUGGAGGCAACGAUCACGAAUCUGUUGCCUGCCAAGGAAUACGAAUUCAUGGUGCUUUGUCAAGAUAGCUACGGCGAUGGAAUGUUCAGCAAGGCGUUCAGAUAUUUCACCAAGCCUAAGGAAUUCGAGCAGCCGGAAACGUUCCAAGACACGCUGCUGCAGUUCAAUCAGAUCGGUUCGCCAAUCAACCUGACCAUCGAGAAGCGACACAGCAACUACGAAGCACGCUGGAAACCGCCGGAGUUGGGUCUGGAUCAGCUUCGUUACUAUAUCCUGCGCUGGUGGGUGGAACCACAGCAUAAGCUGCACGGCAGCCGCACGACUCCUGAGACGAGCUAUAUUCUCGAGGAUUUGGACGAAGACGAGCUGUACACGUUCCAGGUGUUCGCCAUGUCCACUACCAACUACACCAGUGGCAGCAACGAGGUAGAAAUCUACAUUCAUCCCUACCAGAAGGUGAAGGUGAUGACCAUUGGAGGAGUGCUGUUGCUACUCGUCUCCUUGGCGGUCAUCAGUAUGCUUUUGUACGUGAAAAGAAACCGGAUAAGGAAGCUCCGAGAGGCGGAGAAUGUGAAGAUCUAAUGAGCCAUUUGCCAGGCCGACGAAUAAGUAUUCAAUAUCAUUGAUGCAAUUCCAAAUUAGUUUAAGAUAGCUUAGUUGUAUCGUAGAAUAUCGGAAAUAACUCAUUUGUUCAUAGGUUAGAAAAAGAAUGUGUCUGAUUCAUAGGUUAAGUUAUGAUGUAGAUGUUCGCUUAAUAAACAGUUGCAAUACUAGGUCUUUGAAGUGUAUUAGGUCAA
Molecule: messenger RNA, 2051 nt
Organism: Aedes aegypti (yellow fever mosquito)
Lineage: Eukaryota; Metazoa; Arthropoda; Insecta; Diptera; Culicidae
Product: protein borderless
Biological process (GO): homophilic cell-cell adhesion; dendrite self-avoidance; axon guidance
Cellular component (GO): axon; plasma membrane
Molecular function (GO): cell-cell adhesion mediator activity
Source: RefSeq, a predicted model, not a curated record